AUGUCGGCAAGAAAAUUGUUCCCUCUACUGAAAUCGGGUCCACACAACAAACCAUCCAGGAUGUACGAGCAGUGGUUUACCCGAGAAUCCAUUUUCCAGGUGAAUAAAGACGGAGGAACAUGGAGGCAAUGUGAGAGAUCUAAAGUCGCCAUGUUCAUAUCUUCCAUUUUCAACAACUUUGGUGCUUUCUACCCUCGGCAACCGCUUCUUUCAGCAUAUUCCUUAAGGUGCAUCUGGUUUCAAGAAGAGGUUGUGGCAGUGGAUAUGGAGCCGACGGUGGUGGAGAUGGCGACGAUGAUUGAGGCAUAA
Messenger RNA from Lactuca virosa, 309 nucleotides. NCBI's taxonomy places the organism in Eukaryota, Viridiplantae, Streptophyta, Magnoliopsida, Asterales, Asteraceae. The record is from the annotation of a GenBank genome assembly.